AUGCCUAACGAUAACCCUGCCUGUGCUGACUGUAAGGCCAAGAAGAAGCGGUGCAUCCACCGGAACCAACCCGUGAAGGUCGCCGAGGCUGAAGUCGUUCCAGCCAGCAUGUCUCCCCUCUCCGAUCCCGCCGUUCCAACGCCUGCUCUCACCCCUGCGCCCACUCCUGCUCCUACUCCUGCCGUUGCCCUCGGUGCUGCCACUCGUGGACGCCGCAAGGCCGCUGAGGCUGCCGAGGCCAAGCCCAAGGAGACGAGCCCUGACCCCGCUCCCGCGGAAUCCAACGACGAGCUUUCUUCUGUGCCCUCUGGACCUGAGGAGCAGCCGGUGGUCAAGAAAUCCAUCAAGCGUCGCCGUCCCAAGUUCGCCAAGUCGCAGAACGGGAUCCCUGACUUCCCCGCCGAUUCUCUCCAGGCCGCUUCCACCAUGUCCGUGCACCGCGUCUGGGCCCGUGAGCUUGAGGGCAACCUUGAGGAACUUCAGAGGAACUUGCAGGCCUUUGAUGACGCUCACCGCGCUACUAUGGCCUCUGCCCAGAAUAUCCAGCGUACUGUCGACGGCUGGAUUCAGACUUGGGCCGCCACUGGUCGUUAA
This is a messenger RNA of Penicillium coprophilum, 594 nucleotides long. RefSeq lists its product as uncharacterized. Lineage: Eukaryota; Fungi; Ascomycota; Eurotiomycetes; Eurotiales; Aspergillaceae. The record is from RefSeq and is a predicted model, not a curated record. The transcript is spliced from 2 exons. The coding region runs from base 1 to 594 and encodes 197 amino acids.